CUCAGAGUCAGGACGGACAGCACGAACAGGCUCGACAGCCGCGUCUGUGCUGGAUGCUGCGAGCAUCCUCCUCCUCGUGACGUCAGCACGCAGCAUCAGCUGGGAGUCCGCUGUCGGCGAGUCUUUUCCAGGCUGCACACAGAUUUAGGAAUAAUUCGCCUCGCCACACAGUAGUUAGCCGCAAACGCUCGAGAAGAUGGCUGCUCAGGAACUGCAGCCCAACGAGACGCUGGCGACGCUGAAGUCGGAGUCGGAUAACUUGAAGACGAAACUCGAGGAGGAGAGGGCGAAGCUACACGAUGUCGAACUGCACCAGGUGGCGGAGAAGAUGGAGGCGCUGGGGCAGUUCGUCAUGAAGACCAGGAGAACUCUGAAGGGUCACGGGAAUAAAGUCCUGUGUAUGGACUGGUGUAAAGACAAGAGGAGGAUCGUGAGUUCGUCUCAGGACGGGAAAGUAAUUGUUUGGGAUGCAUUCACCACCAACAAGGAGCAUGCUGUGACGAUGCCCUGCACGUGGGUGAUGGCCUGUGCCUAUGCUCCGUCCGGGUGUGCAGUGGCAUGUGGUGGUCUGGAUAAUAAGUGCUCAGUGUAUCCACUGUCCCUGGACAAGAACGAAAACCUGGCGGCCAAGAAGAAGUCUGUGGCGAUGCACACCAACUACCUGUCCGCCUGCAGCUUCACCAACUCAGACAUGCAGAUCCUGACGUCAAGCGGAGACGGAACGUGCGCUCUGUGGGAUGUGGAGAGCGGGCAGCUCCUGCAGAGUUUCCAUGGACACGCCGCGGAUGUGCUCUGUCUGGACCUGGCGCCGUCGGAGACGGGAAACACCUUUGUCUCCGGGGGCUGUGAUAAGAAGGCCAUUGUGUGGGACAUGAGGUCAGGCCAGUGCAUCCAGUCCUUUGAAACCCAUGAAUCAGACAUCAACAGUGUGAGGUACUACCCCAGUGGAGAUGCCUUCGCUUCGGGGUCUGAUGACGCUACGUGCCGACUCUAUGACCUGAGGGCCGACAGAGAGGUGGCCAUUUACUCCAAAGACAGCAUCAUCUUCGGAGCCUCCAGUGUCGACUUCUCUCUUAGUGGCCGGUUGCUGUUUGGUGGCUACAACGACUACACUAUCAACGUGUGGGAUGUGCUGAAAGGAACACGCGUGUCCAUCCUGUUUGGCCACGAGAACAGGGUCAGCACCCUGCGCGUCUCUCCAGACGGGACCGCGUUCUGCACCGGAUCCUGGGACCACACCCUACGGAUCUGGGCCUGAGUAUGUUUGUGUCAGAUGCUUUAUCACUGUGUGUGUGUGUGUCAUGGAGAAGACUCAACUACCACUCCCGGCGACAUUGUCAGAACACAGUUCAUUUGGACAUGGAGAAAUAGAUCGAUCAGUAGAACUGCAGAGGACUUUCCUAUGGGACAGAUACAGCUCAGACCACACACACACACACACACAGAUACAGCUCAGAUAAGUUGCAAGACUGUCAUGAGGAGCCUGAUGGGGAUUUGCAAUUUUAGUCACAGGAACCAGACUUUCUGAUCUGAAAUGCCAUGAGUCCUACUGAUGAUGUGUACAUGGGCCAAUAUAGAAGUACUGUUAGUAUACUGUAAAUGGAUUCAUUUAUUUGGCCCUACCUUAUAAAUGCAGCAUAGUGAAAUGUUAUGGUGAUGUAAUGUUGUCAGUCCUCUCCCUACAGCACAGUUUAAAUAGUUACUGGCAGGACAGUUGAAAACGAAUGCAUAGCCCAGAGAUAUUGCAUGAAGUCGGACAUUUACGGAGUGAGAUUAGUGCCCAACAGUACAGUAGGUACAUUGCUUUAUUUAUUGCUGUCCUCCAGGAUGUCUCUGUUUCCACUAGGGACUCUGGCUAACUUAAAUCAUGAUAUCUAUGUUUGCUAUUACAGUAUGUGAGACUGUAGAAAAACACAUUUUAAUUAUUAUAGCCUACACACAAUUUUUUGAUCACUUCGAUAUAAAAUAUGGGAACACUAGCAUAGCACAAUAACAUUGCAAAGAGGAGAUAUUGUUUCAGUUGUGUUAUUACAGGCCUACUCCUACUGCUGUAAUAACUGUUGUAUUGUAGUUGAAUAUAUCCAAUGUGUUUAAUGGUUGUAGUAGCCUACUACUGAUUUACAGAAUGUUGUCCUUGAUCAUAUGGAAAUAGAAUUGUAAAAUACUGCGAAUAAAGCUCUUUUAAAGAUUA
Messenger RNA from Alosa sapidissima (American shad), 2191 nucleotides. RefSeq names its product guanine nucleotide binding protein (G protein), beta 5a (gene gnb5a). The transcript has 11 exons. Gene Ontology annotation, molecular function: protein binding; signaling receptor complex adaptor activity. Bases 197 to 1258 code for a protein of 353 amino acids. Gene Ontology annotation, biological process: G protein-coupled dopamine receptor signaling pathway; G protein-coupled receptor signaling pathway. NCBI's taxonomy places the organism in Eukaryota, Metazoa, Chordata, Actinopteri, Clupeiformes, Clupeidae. The record is from RefSeq and is a predicted model, not a curated record. Gene Ontology annotation, cellular component: heterotrimeric G-protein complex; cytoplasm.